This is a messenger RNA of Lodderomyces parapsilosis, 2868 nucleotides long. RefSeq lists its product as uncharacterized. NCBI's taxonomy places the organism in Eukaryota, Fungi, Ascomycota, Pichiomycetes, Serinales, Debaryomycetaceae. The record is from RefSeq and is a predicted model, not a curated record. The transcript has a single exon. Bases 1 to 2868 code for a protein of 955 amino acids.
AUGUUGGAUUUCAUAAAUAACAAACCAUUACAACCACCACCACCACUUUAUAUACAACAAAACACUCCCCUACACACCACAUUUCUACAAAAAAGAGACACAUCAUCCACCACUACUCCUAAUAACACAGGUACUAGUAGCAGCUCAAUACCACCAUCAACAACAGCAUCAUCAUUUACACCUUCAACUUCUGCUCAGCCUACAUCCAACUCAGAUACAGGUAACAACACAACACCACCACCACCAUCUACAUCAACAGAGAGCUCUUUUCCCCUGUCUCCUUCCCAAUCUACAAGUGAGACAACUUCUUUUUCAUCUAGCGAAUCAACACCAUCCACCGUGUCGUCGUUAAUCCCAACAACCACGUCAGAUCCGACUACACCUCCGACACAAGGGUCUCUGGAAUCUACUCCAAGCACAUCAGUUCCAACACUGUCAUCAGUUCCAACUGAAAGUCCAAGUACAAGUUCAUUCGUUAGUUCCCUGUCUUCGUCCUCGUAUACGUCGUCGUCAUCAUCACCGACAACAAGUGAUUUUAGCUCGUCAAGUAUGUCUAGUUCGGUUCCAACAGAAACAACUCCGAGCACUACAUCAAGCUCAAGCUCAUCUGCGUCCCUUCCUACAACCACGAGCUCUGAAACAACCCCAAGCUCUACGUCUUUGGUAGAACCGUCUAGCACAGAGUUUAGCUCAGACCCGCUACCAUCCUCCUCCUCAAGUGAUACCAGUAUCAGUUCAAGUUCCGAUACACUUAUUCCUUCGAGUUCAUCGGAGGAAAGUACUUCAUCAAGCACUACAGAGUCAUCAUCAUCAUCUUUUGAAAGCAGUACUACUUCCACUGAAUCAAGUAGUUUUAUACCCAGCUCAACUAGUGAAAUUUCAUCGUCUACCAGUGAGUCAUCAAGCUCAUCUUUUUCAUCAGAGACGUCCUCGUCAUCUUUUUCAAGUGAUACCACUUCUACUAGCUCAGAAUCUUUCAGCUCCUCAUCAUUGUCUGAAUCUAGCUCUGAGUUUAGCUCAUCCACUUUUGAAAGUUCAAGUUCAGAAACAUCAUCGUUCUCCUCAUCCACCUCAGAUCAAAUAUCAAGUAGCUCUUCUACAGAGGAAUCUUCAACUUCUGAAACCUCAUCUUCAGAACCAUCAUCAUCAUCCUCAGAGGAAACAACAUCGUCAUCGUCAUCAGAGGAAUCACUGACGGCAAUUGCAACCACUUCAUCUAGAUCCUCAACCACCUCGUCUGCAUCAUCAUCGUCAUCCAGAACUAGGUCUUCCUCUUCACCCUCGUCUACUGAAGAACCAUCAUCAACAGAGGACAACUCUGAAACAUCGUCAACAGAGCCACCUUCCUCCACCACAAGCUUGGACAAACACAGCUCAAUUUCAUCAUUCACAUCCGAAUCCACAUCUAUCUACACUUAUCCAGAUACAACUAUCACCUCAGUUGUUGCUAUCCCCACUUCAACUGUAGUAUCAACCGACCUGGGGUCUACGGCAUCACGUAAUUCAAAGCUUAUUGGUGGAUUAGUGGGGUCCAUUGGUGGAACAAUUGUCAUUGGUUGUCUUGUUGUGUUGUUUUUGUUUCUCAAGAAACGUAAAAGACAAAUCACAAACCAAUCGCCUGAUUUCAAUGGUGGUGAUGCAACCAAUAGAUUGGGUGCUGGCGAUGACGAAGAAGAUACUUCACUCGAAGACAAGAAUGACCACAUCUUCCAUGACUCACCCAAUGGUAAUAUGCAACGAUCCAAGCUUGGUUGGUUAACGUCAAUUUUUUCGAAAAAUAACAAUGGUGCUGGUCAUGCAUCCGAUGCCAAUAAAGCUGCCAUUACUGGAAGCGGUGCUGUUGCUGGUAUGGCUGGCGUCGGUGCCAUGUCUGGUGCUGGUGGAUCAAACACAUUCAAGAGAUUGAGAAAUAACAACGAUGACUUGGAGAAUCAAACAGGAUAUGGCGCCGCGGCCCACACAAACCGUGAUGAUGGUGCCGAUGUUGGUGCUGAUGACGAUGGAUUCGCGUACCGAGGGGUGACAAAUGCCAACAACUUGGACUCGAUUUUCCGUUCCAAUGGAAACACUUCAUCAAAUGCUAGAAACUCAAGUUAUUUUGGUAAAAAUUCAACUAGAGGCUCUUCGAUAUCUGGUACUGGGGAUACAUUUGUCAAUUCAAGUGAUAGUCCAUUGAUGUCAUCUCCACAAUACCCUCAGGAUCAAACAAGAAUGAACUCAUAUGGACAUCCAUUGGCUCACCCAGAUGAUUUUAAUUUCGAAGAGUACCCACUGACGGGCAAUGUGAGAUCUGUUUCUGGGGGCACUGCCAGAGCAGCCACUGCAAGUGGAGGUGUCCCUGUCGCUGCUGCUGCAACUGCUGCUACUGCCACUACAGCACAUCCUGAUCAUCCACAUACAACUACAUCCAGUUCCGAAUAUGAUUCAGAUCAUAUCAACAACGAUCGCGGAGGACAACAACAGCAGCAACCAUAUCAUCACGACCAUGAUGCCGCUUCAUCAUCAGCUUCGUCAGAUGGCGAUUUCAAUCCAAGUGACUACGACGACGAGCUGUUUAUUUUACCUGGAGACGAAAUGACCCAAGUUGGCCGUGGUGGAGCAGCAGGUUAUCAGCAACAUCCUCGCGGUGGAGGAUACAUCGUGCCUUUUGAACAACACCAACAACCCCAACUGCCAUUUGAUGAGUAUGUCCAGCAACACCAACCACAGCAACAAAAACAACCUAAUGGUGGGGCCGGACUGAACCAUCCGUAUGCACGUCGUGAUGCACCCCCUCCGCCACCACAACAGUACAUGGGUGAGCAAUUUAGGUCUGGGCCAUAUGGGUCCAACAAUUCAUUGUCGAGGUUCCAAGAGGAUAUCUCGUGA